AUGGCCUUAUCUUUAAUUAGACAGCGUGAAGCAAAGGAUGAGUACAUUACACUUCACACUAGUCCCCAGCUCGGGAAGACAAAUUUGCCACAGAUAAAGGAUGAAUUAGCAAAUCUUUACACACGGAACAUGUUCUACAAGGUACGACAUCAGAUGUUGAAAGAAGGUAGGUACAUGGUGAAAACCCUAGUGGAAGAAGAGGAUGCAGUAAUUUUGAAGCUUCACAAGUAUGCUGUUGAACAAGUGAAGAGGCAUGUAUAUGUAACACCGGAGCGUGAUCUCUUUGUUUGUGAAUGCCAAUAUUUUUUGUCAUAUGGGAUACCAUGUCGGCAUAUAUUUUCUUCAAUAAAACGCAUACACAUUACUUCAAUGCCUCGAGCACUAAUACUAUCUCGGUGGAUGGUUGAGACUAAACAGACUCACAAUUUGCCAGUUGGCAAUAUGGACGCUACCUUAGACAAACGAGAGGUGGAGAGGGCAAGAUUUGGUGCAAUUAGUAACCAGUUGGGUGAACUUUCCUAUCUUGGAUCGAGGAAUCAGUCUACAUACCAUAUUUCAAAAUGUGAGAUUGACAGAUUAUGCGGUAAGCUUAAAGCAGUUGUGGAGAUUAGAGACAAGGAGAUUAGCCAUAACUUGCCUCUACACAGGGAGUUUCAAUUCCCAGUGUUGGAUCCAUACUUCACAAAAAGUAAGGGUACAGCAAAGGUACCUGGCUCGAGAAAAGGUACUCGCCGCAAGUGUAGUAUCUGCCAGAAAAGUGAACACAACAAGUUGACUUGCCUGAUAAAAUGGAAGAAGGAUCACCCGAUUGGAGAGUCAGAUGAAUAUGAAGAUGCAGAAGAAGAUGACCAAUGCUAUGGAAUGGGAUUGAAUGAUGAAUGGGCUGACCAAAACUCAAUGGACUACACACAACAUGAGAAUGGGACAGAAAAUGAUGUUGUUCAAGAUUUAGGCAAUGAACUACAGAAUGAUAAAGUGGAUAAAGUGGGAACACAAGUUGAGGAGGGAAACAAUUGGUGGCAAAGUCCUUUCUGA
This is a messenger RNA of Humulus lupulus (European hop), 1035 nucleotides long. Its product is annotated as protein FAR1-RELATED SEQUENCE 5-like. NCBI's taxonomy places the organism in Eukaryota, Viridiplantae, Streptophyta, Magnoliopsida, Rosales, Cannabaceae. The record is from RefSeq and is a predicted model, not a curated record. Gene Ontology annotation, biological process: regulation of DNA-templated transcription. The transcript has a single exon. Gene Ontology annotation, molecular function: zinc ion binding. Bases 1 to 1035 code for a protein of 344 amino acids.